Liolophura sinensis is the source of this 8115-nucleotide messenger RNA. RefSeq lists its product as uncharacterized. The coding region runs from base 311 to 1846 and encodes 511 amino acids. The record is from RefSeq and is a predicted model, not a curated record. The transcript has 3 exons. NCBI's taxonomy places the organism in Eukaryota, Metazoa, Mollusca, Polyplacophora, Chitonida, Chitonidae.
UGCGCGCAGGUGUCGCUGGGCAGAUCUUUUAGCAAGUCCCGAACAUCUGAUCGAGUCAGUGAAGUGUAACUUGGAGAAGGUCGAGGAAGCUAGCUUUGAUAAGAAUACAUCACAGACAGAAAUAGGUUUGGAUGUAAGAAACCAACCAGACAGUAAAAGACAAGUUGUGGUAAAAGACUUUCCACUCAAGGAAGUUCCUCUCAGAUGUAAAGCACAUGACAACAACGACAAUAAUUUGGUGUCAGGAGCGGGACCUGUUUUGAAGAAAGCGGAUACUAAUGUAGAAAGUAACAGUCAACAAAGUGGAGAUAUGGUUGCCGAAACAGUGUUUCCAGAAGUGACAAAAUUUAUAAGCAACACUUUAAAACAUAGACGACAAAGUGUAGAUGAAUUGAAUCAAAAUAUAAAUGAGUCACAGAAAUUUUUGGGAAAAUUAAACAAUAAGGCCAAAAAGUUGAGCUGUUUGCAAGACCCUGAAGGUAUUGUUGACGAAUUGUCACGCAUAAAGAAACUGAAAGAGGAUUUGGCUGCUGUGGAAAAGUCUUUGAAGAAAAGAUUGAGAAAUGAGCAGAAUGCAUGUGAUGUUUCAGGGAUUGAAAAUAUUCCACCACAAAAUAUAGUCCGUUCAGAUUUAGAGACCAGGUCAAGCUGUGGUGACAGCCUGGUAAUACACAAACAAAAAUCUGACAUUUCACAAAAGAUACAGUCAAGCAAUUGUCAGAGUUCUGCAGAUAAUGCAUUGCUACCCCUUGAUUUGUCUGUCAAGUCUGUCACAACUGGAUGUAUAUCAGACAGUUUUCCCCCUUGUGAUAAAACAUUUGAGUCGUCGGAGAACGUGGAUGUUCAUCUAACUCCAUUCAUCACUAAGAAGGUGGAAGACUUAAAACUGAUAGAGACCAUAACCUUCUCAGGUGAAUCAAAAGGAACAGGAGAAAAGCAGCUGACGUGUUCUGAAUUGGAGGCGGCAAAAAAACAAGACAAUCAUUGCUGCGCUCAAACUUCAAAAACUUCAGUUUCUUUGACAAAGCCGUGGUCUGGCGACGCGGUGGCCCCUCACUUUGGUGGUGUUGAUCUUAAGAUUGUGUCUCCAGUUGCGGAGAAAAAAACACCCCAGACGACGUCUACCUGUGUGGAUGGCUUAGACGGAGAUUUUGUGGCACCUCCUAUCUGGACACCGCUGGCUUUACAAUCGGUUGGUGCCUUAACUUUGCCCCGCCCUUGCCCUGAGGCUGAGAAGGGUUCCCACGCUGUCUCAAUGGUCGUGGAUGCGGGAAGGUGUCAGUCAAACGAUGAUUCACACAGGCUGCUGUGUUUUGAAAGUCAGUCUCAAUCAGCAUCUUGCAUCCAUCACUCAGCAGUAGACAGUGAAGAUGGUAGCAGAGCUAGUAGACACCUAGCCUUCUCAGACUGCAAGUCUAUGACUCAUACCUCUGGCUGCUAUCUCCCUGCCAGCUCUCACAACUCUGCUGCAAUACCAGUGCUACCAGAACACCAGCCCGCAGCUCAUGUUCUGCAUAAAUGUGGUCAAGCCACACCGGCGGGACACAACCUCCAAGACUCGGCUAAAGAUGGACACGCAGAUGCAGAGAUUUCACGAAAAGACCAUCGUCUGUCCGAACAGUUCGCUUUCAACUCCUCAGGUGCCAAUCCAGACUCGGGUGCUUCUUGCCAGCCGUUGUUUGAAACUCCGGAUUUUCUUAGAUCUCCUUCUUUGCACUCCAGCAGUAAUUUUUCAGAGAAAUCCAGUCCACUUCAUCAGGCAGAGCAGUUUCAAGGUCGCCUACAAACAUUCCAAGGUCACGGUUGUUUUCAGCCGAGGACGGCGGAAAAAACCGUUGCCUGGUGAUAGUUCCAAAGCUGAAGCGCCUGACCAGCACGCCAUCAGGCCUCAGGGACGUCGUAUUUUCUCCGGGCAGCAGCUCCGCCCAGCGACGGGUCACCCCACCGCUUAGCUCUGAGGUCGGGUCCUUGUCUUUGACUGGAAAUCUGUGGAGGAGUCGCCGGCCUGCGGCAGUAGUCAGCCCCACCAGGCCAGCACAGCGCCACCUCACAGGGCGCCUGCAGGCUUCUCAGCAGGUGUAUCUAGAGAUGUUACUGGACGAAGAAUGUGCCCUUUUCACCUGCUGCCGACGCCCCGAGCCCACGGAGGACACCCGGUGCCCCAACCCUGUAGCUAGGCUUCUGUCAGAGGGAGAUUCCAUGCAUUUCCUGCCGAUCUCAGACGAUUAUCACAGGGAGAGUGCUCAGUUGGCGGGAUCGGCCUUCAGCACCUACACCCCCGUCCAUACACGCAGCAUGGAACGUCCUAACUGAUGAGCUGACCAGUAUGGAGACAGGAAAAAUGGACCAGUCCAGAGUGGACAGAGAUCUAUAUUAACAGUCACGAGCCACAUGCACAUUUGUCUUCUUGCUCUGUUUUGGGCAACCAUUACCUGAUGAUGUGGUGGUCACACCUGGAUGAAUGCAGGUGAUCGGAGACGACAGGUGAGCUGUGUGAUUAGCACAGCUUCCUUUUAGUCUGGUGUAACUAGGCAUUCUUGCUGUCUGUUGGCCAACCAUCUUGUAAGGAAUAUGGCAACUUUUACCUGACAAUGUGGUGAACACACCUGGAUGAGUGGAGACCACAGGCGAGCUAUGGUCAGUACAGCUUCCUUUGUUCCAAGAAUAAUAUGGCUCUUUUUAAACUUCCUGAGUCUAACAAUCUGGAGGUCAGUCAUAACAGUAUGUCUUGAGCAGGAUUGGGUUUUUUUUUUGCUACUUUGUUGUUGUCGUACUUGUGUCUGGUCAGAGCAAAUGCCUGGAACUGGGAAUUUCAAGAUUGGCUUCUGAGGUUGAGAUUUGACUUUACAGGUUUUAUCUGCACUUAGUUUAUUAGGAUGAUAUGACCAACAGAUGAACAAGGGAGACAUUGACUCAUUUGAUUGUACACAAAUUGUUUUGGACCAACGGUAUGGUUUGUUAUGUUGUGAAGACUCCUGAAGCAUUUGCCUGUAGCCAGUAGGUAUGCAGCAUUGUGCAAUUAUGUCAGAUCUCAUCACUGAUUGGACAGAUUGGUCAGGAGAUGAACCAAUGAAAACAAUCUCAAGGAAAAAUAGCCAAAAUAUGUAUACAUAAUGGUUUGUUUACUUGUUUAUACCCCUUGAUUUACAAAGAGGAUGACAAGAUUGUACUGAAUCAAGUCUGGGCAAGAAAGCUGCAAAUUUAUCUACUGAUUUGUUGUUAUAUUGAUUUUUUGUUGUUUGUUUUUUUUUCCUUUAUAAAAGGAUUCUGUCCUGGUGAUGUUUUACUUUUUGUAAAUCAGAAGGAAAAUGAAAUAAUAUUUGUAAAAAAUGAUGAUAGGCACCUCGGUGUUUAGCAUCAUUCAGAUUAAUUUUGAUCUCUAAGACGUGAAAAGCCCUUGUCUUAAAACAACCAUGUUGGUGUAAUGUGAUUGAAAGUUUCACAGUUUUGAAGACAUGAGGAUGCAUUUGUUUUCAUUUUAUUUGUACAGGUACACAUGUAACAUAUAAAUUAUGUUACAUGUAAAUUUCACAUGUAAAUUUUACGUCAUUUUUGAUUCGGUCUGUGUUUAAUAAUUGCUAGGUUUAGUGAACAGAAUGUUCAACUUCCUUUUUUUGUCACAUAAAUAAUCCCAUAUGCUGAGUUAAUACCAGUUUUAAUUCACUUUUUGCAUGUCAGACAUUUUCUCAUUUUUUUUUGUUCUUUUUUAUUAAGUUCAUAUAAACAAUAUUGUAGGAAUACUGAACAUCUGUUUUCGUGGAUACUACUCAUUAAACACUGAUAAAAUAAAUCAGUGUGUUCAUUUUUUUUUCUUCCAGUGGCAGCAGCUUUGUAAAAUUUGUGAGCAACAACACAGUUGACUGAACUAUUCUAUACUGUAACCUAUCAUCUACAUGUGUGUGUGGUAAAGCUGUCAUAUCACAGUUUGAAACUUUGAGAAAGUGCACAUAUUGACUACAUGUACCUUGUAACAUUUUGUGAAUAUCCAAUUAUUACAACAAAACGGGAAUGUUUUUUUUGGUUUUUAUUUGUUUUUUUGCCUUCACGCAAAUAUUAGUGGUAUUGGAGCAUUUUAUAUAGUUAUGCGACAGCACUUGUAUCACCUGACCAUGAAUGAUGUGGGAGUUUUAUAUUCCUUUCAUGAUUGGUCGACUAAAGCUGAUGGCGCUCAGCCAAUCAUGCAGGAGUUUUUUUUGUAUUUCUUUCAUGAUUGGUCGACUAAAGUUGGUGGCACUCAGCGAGUCAUAGAGGAAUUUUCUUUAUAUUCAUUUCAUGAUUGGUCGACUAAAGCUGGUGUCACUCAAUCAAUCAUAUGGAGGUUUUCUUUAUAUUCUUUUCAUGAUUGGUUGACUAAAUAACAUGGUGUCUUCUAAAUAUCAGUCAGAUAUGGUCUUAAACAGUGUUUUGAUUUGCGAAAAGAUUUACAUUUGCAUGUUUGUAGCUGGUUUUCACACACUAAAAGCUAGAUUAUGUAAAAUUCAUCUGUGUAAUUAUAGUUUGUGAUUAAUUUUUUAUUUGAUGAACAAUUCACAAGAAGGCAUGUGCUUCUCAGUUAUACAUGUAUGUUAUAUUACUACAUGUAUGACAGUGUGUUGACCAAAUGUGUAUUAAUUUUCUGUUCAGCCAUAUAUGCAAUGGCCAGUUUUUCCAGGAAUAGCAUGAAAACAGUAGAAACCAAUUUCACAUAACCUUCAUAAAAAAUGAUGUUGCCUAGGUUGCAACAACUCAAGCUAAAGGGAUUCGUGAGAAAAACAGCAUAACACUUAGAUUUUUAAAAUGAUGAAAUUUUUACAGCAAGAAAAAUGUUUAUGCUCGAUCACAUGUUUACAGCAUAUUAUUUUUUUUUCUUAAUUGUUCAAAGAAAUGCAAACUUAUUGCGAUGACUGUAUAUUCUUUUUUUUUUUUUUUUUAAUGGCUGACUGUAAUCCUUGUAACUUGUGAUAUUUACAUAGUUUCUUCUCGAGUUCACUCAUUACCUGAAACUGCUGUUGUUGAAUAUCUGUAAUUAGUGGGUUUCAAUUCGGGUUAAGCUUGAAUCAGAACAGAGUUUAUAUUUGAGAUAAUGCUAAAGCCAAAGCUUCGUUUUGAGGAAAGAUUUAGUGAAUAUUAUUCACCUAUUUGAUGUGGUCUUAAAGUGUUCGUUUGGAAUUUCUUUGUCAGCCACAAAUCCAGCUAAAGGUUUUUAAGAAUAUUGUUUAAUUUAUUUCCAUUACUGAUUUUGUUGUGCUGAAUCUUCAAAUAUCAUUUUUGGUUGCAAUCCUGGCGUUAAUUCGGGCAUUUCUGUGUUUUGGUCUUGCAUUGUCAUCAGUUAGGUCAAGUGGGAUUACAUACUCUCUCUUGCUCCGCCUGGCACACAAACAGGGGAGAUAACUGAGCACAUGCAACAGCAUGUUUAAUAUGUUACUGAUAAAGAACACCUUUAGUGUAGAUUUUGAUUGUUGUCCUUAUCAUGAGAUAAAUGACUUUCAAAACGGAGCAAAAGCAGUGUUUGAAUGAAGUAAAUAUAUGCACAGUUCAGCAUGGAUUAGCAGAAUCCAUGGUUUAAGAUAAUCAAAGUAGGGGUAAAUAUGCAUAUUUUGAUAGUCGGAGACAUAUCCCUUACUGCGCAUGUGCUGCUCACUUAUUCACUUUAUAUCACUGCCACCGAUAGACGAGCUUGACAUUGGGAGCCUCUGCGACACACGUAUGCUUGUUUAAACUUAGCCUCAUCACUGACGCCCUUGCACAGAACUGUCUAAUAAAGAUUCAGCUAUAAAACAGUUUCAUUUGUUGGUUAGAACCAUGCUGUAUAAGCUUGAGACAGAAUACGUGUGUUUUCUGAUAUCACUUCCUGCCUCAUCACUUCGACCCCAGUGACAUUAGGGUGGUUCAAGAUUUCUGUACAAAAAAUUUGGCUUAGUGGUGGCAGUGAUGUAAAGCGGACGCAGAGAGCGAGGGAAACUGUUACACCCAGCUGUAAUUGCUGUACAGGAGGACAGAAUUCAGCGAUGCCAGUACAAAGCAGUUUGUGGAAGUGGCGGUCAGUUGAAUUGGCCUGGUCCAGAUUAGGUGAUCUGACAUGGACGAGACAUUAGACAUGGGCUAAGAUGUUAUCUUUGUAGCUUUGGUGAUACAGGGUUUUCUGCAGGAACUGUUGAAAAAAGGAGGUCAGGACUGACAAGUAAACAGCUGAAGUGACUAAUUAGAGUAUAAUUAGCCUGUAGAGUUAAUCAGUCACAGUGCGCAUGGUAGGCUGCUGAAUUGAGUGUGAUCCGUUGAGGUGACAUUUUUUUUAAUCCCCUGAGGCGGCGCUAGUGUGAAGUAAAACUUUGAGCCAUUUAUGCGUCAGACAAUGGAUUGUAGCGUAACGUCUACACCGUUACAAUGUAUCAGUUUCUGUUGUAAUGGUGCGCUGUAUUUAAUGUGACAUCAUCAUGAUUAACCGGGAAAGGAACAUUUGACGUCAGUAAAAUGUCAUGAGCCUGCUGCCGGGCGUUUGACAGGUCCCAAUUAUAGUGAAACACUGUGAAGUUACGGUACCCCAAUUAAACGGCUGAAAUGACUGAUUAUACCAGAAUGACUGUGGAGUUACGGCUGAAAUGGCUGUAAUUAUAGUGGACUACUAUGGAGAUAUAUAAUUGCACUAUCCACGGCUUAUUGUGCCCUUCCACUUGCCAAAACUUUAAAAAACGCUUGUCUAAAUUUCUGCGGUUCCCUCUGUAGAUUGGUACUAAUGUCCUGGAUGUGACUUUUUUAUGUGAAGUUCGGGUAUUUGUUUGUUCACACUGACGACAGCCUUUGUGCUGGAAACUCCCUGAUUAUCACCUUCAUCAUCAUCACUGGUUUGAUUAUGGUGUUUUUGGGCUACCAUUGACCCAGUUUCGUAGCCAUAUCGAUGUAGCGCUAGGUCUCAUGUGGAACUUGUUCGGUCCUGCUGUACAAUGCUGAUCAUCGUUACAUAUGCCUUACUGGGCUUUGUUAUCACGACAGGAAGAGUUUGAUGGUGGUGUUCUGUUCAUUAUUUGUUUGAUUUUGUUCUAUAUAUAAAUACAUGUGUUGUCUUUGUGUCUGCUGGUAUCAGAUGCAUGACCACUCAGUCAUAUAAACAUAUUCUGUUUUUCUCUAUUACCAUCUUCUUUCAGACCCGUUGACCUUGGGUGUAAAAUGUAAAAAGCACUUUUUUUCAGCAGAUUUUUAAGUCAAGUAACGUAGUUACAAAAAGCAGUGAAAUGGUAUCAUUCUUCAUGUUCAGGUAUCGAAAAAAUGACUACUUAUCUGGAAAGAUGGAGAUUCCUAAGGAGAUUUUAAAGAAGUCAAAUUUCAGAUUGUCUUAGAUUUUUCACCCCGGUGAUGAUUUGCUGUUAUAAUAGAAUGUGUACUGUAAAUCACCUGUAAUGUGACGUAAGUAUCAGUGAAUUAAUCACCCUGCUGACGAAGAGAGUGAAAAGUCAUGUGAAGUUGUACGAUUUACUGUAUUAGACCUGGUGAUCCACUUAUUAAUUUGAUGUAACACCCAAAGUAGUGUAACUGCGAAUGACGAAAUGCUCAUUUUUGCUCAGUAUUUAAGUCAAAAUGAGCCUUUUCGGAGUUACACUAUUACUGUAUUACUGUAUUAAAUCACCUGACUUUAAUCACCUGAUUAAAGUGAUUUACUUUAAUAUCAUAACUCCAAGUGAUUUUUUAGCCAAUAAUCACCCUUCUGUAGUACUGCGGGACGAUAACAUAGUGUUCUUUUAGAUUUUUGCUUUUUUCCCUUACCACAGGAAAAUGGCUGUCUUUGUAGUAGAUAGCUUAACCUAUGCACUAUGUACAUUAUACAGGCAGAUUGUGUUGUGUGUAUGCAUAACCCUUUUAUCUACAUUUGUUGUAUUGUAACAGACAUUUUGACUGUAAACUACUGGGAUUGUCGGGAGUGUUUCAUCUCACCUAAAGCAAAUGUUAAUGUGUACGGGCCUGUAUGCAGGUAUUAAUAAGCUGUUUCAGACAGUUUGUUUACAUCUGGUAAUAUUUAAUAUUAUUUUAGUAAAUCUGUAACUGAUAUACGCAACAAUGAAUGAAGAGGAUAUGUAAGCCGUUUUUCCCAGUGGUUGAAUUAGAUGUAUAGGGAAUUGAUACCUGUGCAGAAUAAAAUAUAUG